UAGCUUGUUUUUUUUUUCUUUCCACUCUUUUCUUACUUCUGUUUUAGCAAAUGUAACACCAACAUCAAGUCCCUCCCUGGGAUGAAAAACUGUGAGUUCUUCAACCAAGAUGGAGCUUCGGUUUUGGCCUAAUUUGGUUUCUUUCUUGGAAAAGCUAAAUGGGCGGACACUUUUGGUGGUUCUGGUCGUGUUUCUUUUGAUUAUUGACCUAUUGAAAAAGAGGCGUCCCAGGAAUUUCCCUCCAGGGCCACAGCUCUUUCCUCUUGUGGGAACCUUUGUGGACUUUAAGCAGCCUCUCCAUCUUGCGCUGCAGAAGCUUACUGGUCGGUAUGGGAACAUCUUCAGUGUGCAGUUUGGAAGUCUGACUUUUGUGGUAAUCAACGGGUACCAAAUGGUGAGAGAAGCUCUUGUCCACCAGGCAGAAAUAUUUACGGAUCGGCCAAAUAUUCCACUUCUCCAAGAAAUAUUUAGAGGCUUUGGGCUCAUAUCAUCAAAUGGGCAUAUAUGGAGGCAGCAGAGAAAGUUUGCUUCGGCGACACUGAAAAGCAUUGCUGUGAGUUUCGAGGAAAAAGUGCAAGAGGAGAGCCGGUACCUCGUGGAGACGAUCGAGGAGGAGAAAGGACAGCCAUUUGACCCUCAUUACAAAAUUAAUAGCGCUGUUUCGAACAUCAUCUGUUCCAUAACUUUUGGGAACCGCUUCGACUACCAUGACAACCGUUUCCAGGAAUUACUGCACUCACUGGCUGAAACUCUGCUGCUCAUGGGAAGUUUCUGGGGCCAGCUGUAUAAUGCUUUUCCUUUGAUCAUGAGAUGGCUGCCAGGACCCUUUAGGAAAAUCUUCAGGCACUGGGAGAAGCUUCAGCAUUUUGUGAAGGGAGUGAUUGCAAAGCACAAAGAAGAUUUGGACCAGUCCGAGGCAGGAGACUAUAUUGACUAUUACCUGAAGGAAAUAGAAAAAUUUAAGGGUGACACCAGCUCGUAUUUCCAUGAGGAAAACCUACUGUGCUGCACCCUGGACCUCUUCUUAACUGGGACUGAGACAACAGCAACCGCCAUCCGCUGGGCUCUGCUCUACAUGGCCGCGUACCCCGACAUUCAAGAGAAAGUGCAGCUGGAAAUCGACACAGUGAUUGGCCAGUCCCGCCAGCCCACCAUGGCUGACAAGGAGAACAUGCCAUACACCAGCGCGGUGCUGAGUGAGGUCCUGAGGAUGGGCAAUGUCGUACCGCUGGGGGUGCCCAAGAUGUCCACCAGUGACACCACCCUGGCAGGCUUCCACCUGCCCAAAGGCACCACCGUGAUGACCAGCCUGACUUCGAUAAUGUUUGACAAAAACGUGUGGGAGACUCCAGACACCUUUAAUCCUGAACAUUUCCUGGAAAACGGCCAGUACAGGAGGCGGGAGGCUUUUCUGCCCUUUUCUGCAGGCAAGCGGGCCUGUCCCGGGGAGCAGCUGGCCAGGACCGAGCUCUUCCUCUUCUUCACAGCCCUCCUGCAGAAGUUCACCUUCCGGGUGCCGGCGGCCGCCACGCUGUCCUUCGCCUUCACGCUCAGCCUCACUCGUUGUCCCAAGCCCUUCCAGAUCCAAGCGCUGCCUCGCGACUGA
This is a messenger RNA of Calidris pugnax (ruff), 1606 nucleotides long. RefSeq names its product cytochrome P450 2J2-like. The record is from RefSeq and is a predicted model, not a curated record. Bases 110 to 1606 code for a protein of 498 amino acids. Lineage: Eukaryota; Metazoa; Chordata; Aves; Charadriiformes; Scolopacidae. Gene Ontology annotation, molecular function: heme binding; oxidoreductase activity, acting on paired donors, with incorporation or reduction of molecular oxygen, reduced flavin or flavoprotein as one donor, and incorporation of one atom of oxygen; iron ion binding. Gene Ontology annotation, cellular component: intracellular membrane-bounded organelle; cytoplasm. Gene Ontology annotation, biological process: xenobiotic metabolic process. The transcript is spliced from 9 exons.